This is a messenger RNA of Klebsormidium nitens, 1227 nucleotides long. Lineage: Eukaryota; Viridiplantae; Streptophyta; Klebsormidiophyceae; Klebsormidiales; Klebsormidiaceae. The record is from the annotation of a GenBank genome assembly.
AUGCUAGUGACCGACACACUGACGGAAGGCUUCUGGGGCCAGGUGUUCCCUUGGAUUCUGGAGAUACUCCAUUACGUCGACCUGAAACGUUCGGGCGCCACGUUCAAGAUAGCUUGCGCGAACUAUGGUGUCGAGCCGGACUUUGACUGCAUCGCGCCCUACAUAGAGCACAAGUUACCCGAUGAUGGUUCAGACCGCAUCGUAUACAAUCUCACCCAUCUCAAGACGGCUCACGGCAUGGUGUUCCGCGAAUUCGAGUCCCCGAAUCGGCUGUGGAACAAGUACUUCGAUUUCAAGCGGCCCAUUCGCGAGGAAGUCGAUGCUUUCGUUUCUCAGAACUUCACCGGUCGCACGCUGGGAAUCCACUUCCGAGGAACCGACAAGAUGGUCGGUCACUGCAUCCAAGGCCAGCUCAUGUCCUACGCCGACAUGGACCUCGUGAUCGACGACUAUUGCUCUCGCCCCGGAACGAUGCCCGAAACGAUCUUCGUGGCCUCCGACGAAGCCAAUUAUAUAGAGCAUGUCAAGACUCUGUACGGUACCCGUUUCAAGGUGGUCCACCGUACAGACUCGUCGAGGAACGAGAAGAACGUGCAGCGGCCCGCUUUCUACGGGGUCGAUGAACACACCGGAAGACGCCUUCCCAGGACCCCGGAACAGGUGCUGGCUCUGGGGCGAGACGCGAUAUGCAAUCCGCUGAUCCUCUCGAGAUGCGAUGCGGUGCUGAAGACUUCGUCCGCCCUCUCCGCUUGGGCAAAGAUCUUCGAGCCGUCUCUCGAGAUCUGGCGGGUGAAUGGAUUUAUAUAUAGGUGGUUUCCGGACGCCAGGAUCCCCCUCUACGGCGUGGAAGACUUAGCCGUCACUUUAGACGUCUCCCAUCUGGGGCUCUCUGCGGCGAGCAUGGCCUGGCUGUGCGAGGUCCCGCAUCGCCACGUCUGUUGCAUGCCCAUCAGCGGCUAUUGGACGUCGUACGUGGACAAAGGGGUCAUCACCUACUACCGAGGCGACCUGUCGCGCGCCUCGCGGUACGCCAUGCACCUGCUGCGGCCGCCGGUGCACCACUAUCUCCAAGAGACGGAGAGCGCCUUUGCGGUCUUGCUCGACGGUGACGGCGAUCCCGUCUCUCGUAACACUCUGUAUUUUCUGGAUCUGGAUGACGAAACGGAACAGAAACGGGUCGUCGCGUACAUGGGACCUGGAACGGUGGGCAUGACCAAGAUCUGUUGA